AUGGGUAAUUUAUUCUCGCGACAUAAGACACGUUUGAUACCUGAUGAAGAUGAUCAAUUUUUUGAUUGUCUUAAUGAUGACGAAUCACAUGAACAUAAUGAACAAAUUAGUGAAAAUAAUACAAAAACAAUUUCACAUUAUUAUGCUGUAUGGAUUCCAUCGAAUGUUGAAACUACAGAAAACCAAUUUAUUUUUGAUGAUAUGAAAAGUGCUUUUACUCUUUGUAAAAAAUAUAGUAAACAUAAUAGUCGAGUGAAAAUUUUUGCUAAUUAUCAUGAUGCAGAAAAUUUUAUUCAACAAAAACGAAAUAAUACAACGAGUAAUGAUGAUGUUAAUGUAUCAGUUGAACAAAUAACAAAACCAAUAAAUAAUGAUGCAGAAAAAUUGCCAUAUAGUGAUGUACCAACAUCUGAACUAACAAAACUCUAUAAUAUUGUUGAGAAAGGUGAUGAAAAUGAAUUUGAACGAUUAAUUUGGUCAAAUCCUCGUUAUUUAAUAAGCAGUGGUGACUCACCAACAAUUGUCAAAAUUUCAGUUCGAUAUAAUAGUAUGCAUGUUGCUGCAUUAUCUGGCCAAUCUUCAAUAAUUCGCAUAUUAAUUAAAACAAUAAAAAAUGUUCAUUUUAUUCGGCGUCUUUAUAUUAGUGAUACAGAAACACAAACACAACAACGUAUUAAAUUUAUUCUUGAUAUGUAUUUAAAUACACCAGAUAAAAUGCAAAAUGAAAGUCCACUUCAUCUUGCAUCGAAAUUUGGACAUUAUGAUGCCGUAUGUGCUUUACUUGAUGAACCAAGUUGUAGUAGAGAUGCAAUCAAUAAAACUGGUUUAACAGCACGUGAUAUUGUUUGCAGUCGAGCAAAGGAUAAAUCAAAAGAAAAAAAAAUUCUUCAAUUAUUCGAAUCUAUUUAUUAUAUUCCGAUUUAUAGUCGAAAAGUAACGAUGGAAAAAACCAUUUCAAAACCAGUUGAUGAAACAACAUUUAAACCACUUUUAAAUAUGAUUCAACAAGGUGCAUCUAAUCUACCUAUUGAAUCCGAGAAUGAUCUGACAUUAAUUGCCUUUGCUGGUCCAACAACUUAUGAUUUGGCUAUGAAAUUCUACACAUCAGUUUCAACUUCAACACGUGGCCAAGCCCGUCGUGCCCAAAGUCUUUCAUCAUCACCAAAAAGUCCAGUAUAUAUUGUUCGUAGUGAUGCUGAAAAAGGUUUGGAACGUAUAGCUCGAAGUUAUGCAUUGGAGAGUUAUUCAAUAAAUUGGUGUGAAUAUUGGCCAUUUCUUGAUACAUAUGUAAAUUUAUCAUCAAAUGACGGUAUUCGACUAUUAGAAUAUUAUCUUCAACAACGUAUUUUACAUUCUCAAAUUUUAAAAACAAUAAAUCAAUUAGAAAAAUUUUCAAGUCAAUAUUUGUUAAUUGAAGAAGAAAAAAUUUCUAAUGAAAAUGAUUUAAUACUUAAUUCUAUAUCACAAUUAAUACAAUCAUUUUAUGCAUUAAUUGAUUUAUUUUAUUUAAAUGAUUUUGUAUUAAAUCGUAAUUAUCGUCAACAUCUUGAAUAUGGUGGUUUUGAAAAUCAACAAAAUAAUGAAUUAAAUACAAUUAAAACGAAUAUUAUUAAUCAAUUACAAUGGUUAUCAACAGAAAAUAAAAAUAUUUUAUCUUUAUUUACUCGUUCAUUACUUAAUUGUUUAACAAUGGUGUUUACAUUAAUUAUAAGUCCAUCAGGUUGUGCAUUAAUUGAUCAAAUACAACAUAAUCAAUAUGAAUUACGUCAUAAUCAAGAAAAAAUUCGUCCAGCAUCGAGACUUAGUUUAAUUGGACUUGUUUGUCCAAAACGAAGACAAUCUCGCCGUUCAUUCAAAUCUCAAAAGCAACAACAACAAAUGAUACGAGCAAAUUCUUGGCCAAAUUUAUCAUCAUCAUCCAUAGAUGUAUCGAAUUUUCGGCGAUGUCAUUCUCAAAUUGAACUUAAUAAAAAUAAUAAUAAUUAUUCAUCAUCAAGUUUAUUAAACGAAGCAACAAGAAAAUCACUUAGUGAUUUAGCACAACAAUCGCUUUCUACUUCACAUACUUCAUCAAUAUUUUCAUCACAAACAAGUGUAGAUAUGCUAAGAGAAGAUGAUAAAACAAAAAUUCAAAAAUGGCAUUACUUCUUAGCAGGUUCCCAACCAACAAAACUUGAUGCACAUGUUGUACGUGCAAUAGAUUUAAAUAAGUCAAUAAAUAUGAAUAUUCGACAACAAUAUCGUCUUUGGUCAAAAUGGCAUCAAGCUGUUCAAAUGCGUCCAAUUGAAGAACAAAAUUUAUGGACAACGCCAAUAAGAAAUUCGUCACCAUCAAAUCGAAAGGUGAGAAUCGAGCAUGUUUACUAUCACCGCUCGUUAAUCAUCAAUUCACCUUAA
Molecule: messenger RNA, 2397 nt
Organism: Rotaria sp. Silwood2
Lineage: Eukaryota; Metazoa; Rotifera; Eurotatoria; Philodinida; Philodinidae
Source: the annotation of a GenBank genome assembly